UAAUUUUCUCCCAUUACCUAGGACAAUGACCUAAUAAGAUGGUUAAUCAUCAUUGGACUGAUAAGAGAAAGCUAACUUAAAGAGAGACUUGAACAACAAAUGAAGGGAUGGCCUUGUUGCUGUUACCAUAGGAUUCUAAGUCCAGGUGAUCAUUUCAAACCAACCAAACAUCAACAGUUGAAAACAUCCACAUAUCUGUAGUUCAGUGAUGGACCCAAAUCAACAUUUCAAUAAGUCAGAAGAGGAACAACCUUCAAGGAAAAGGAGAAAAAGAUGCUGUGAUGGAUUCAAGAUGUUCUUGGCAGCCCUGUCCCUUAGCUUUAUUUGUAAGUCCCUAGGUGGAAUCGUUAUGAAAAGUUCCAUCAUUCAGAUAGAAAGGAGAUUUGACAUACCAUCUUCUGUUGCUGGCUUAAUUGAUGGAAGCUUUGAAAUUGGAAAUUUAUUUGUGAUUGUGUUUGUGAGUUACUUUGGAUCCAAACUACACAGACCAAAGAUCAUUGGCCUUGGUUGUCUGAUUAUGGGAACUGGAAGUAUUUUGACCGCUUUACCACAUUUCUUCAUGGGCUAUUACAGGUUUUCUAAAGAAAGUUUUAUGGAUCCAUCAGAGAAUUCAAUAUCAAGCUUAACCACUUGUUCAAUUAAUCAAAACUUGUUACUCAAUACAACAUCUGACAUAGAAGAAAAAAGUUGUGAAAAGGAAUCUGGGUCAUAUAUGUGGAUAUAUAUCCUAAUGGGUAACAUGCUCCGUGGAAUUGGGGAAACCCCCAUAGCACCUUUGGGGAUUUCUUAUAUUGAUGAUUUUGCUGAAGAAGGACAGUCUUCUUUUUAUAUGGGUUCUUUGCAUGCAAUAGCAAUGAUUGGUCCAGUCAUUGGCUUUAUACUGGGAUCUCUGUCUGCUAAAUUGUAUGUGGAUAUUGGAUACGUUGAUCUAAGCAGUAUCCGAAUAACUCCUAAGGACUCCCGUUGGGUUGGUGCUUGGUGGAUAAGUUUCCUUGUGGCUGGACUAUUGUCCAUUAUGUCUUCUACGCCAUUCUUUUUCCUGCCAAAAAGUCAGGGUAAAACACAGAAAGAAAGGAAAGUUUCAGUAUCUAUGCAUGCACUCAAAACAAAUAAGGAAAAAAGUCAAGUGGCUAAUUUGACCAACCGGCGACAAAAUGUUACUGAACAUCUAACUGGUUUUCUACAGUCCAUAAAAAGUAUCCUUACCAAUCCCCUAUAUGUUAUAUUUGUGUUUUCAAUGUUGCUACAAGUCAGCACCUUCAUUGGUGGCUUUACUUAUAUCUUCAAAUACAUAGAACAACAGUAUGGUCGCUCAGCAUCUGAGGCUAACAUUUUGUUGGGAAUCAUAACCAUACCAACUAUUGCAGCUGGACUGUUUAUAGGAGGAUACAUCAUUAGAAAAUUCAAACUUAGCUUGCUUGGAAUUGCCAAAUUUUCAUUACUUGCCAAUGUGUUGGGCUUCUUGUUUAACCUAUUAAAUUUUGCACUUAUCUGCGAAAACAAAUCAGUUGCUGGCCUAACCUUGACCUAUGAUGGAAAUAAUCCAGUGGCGUCUCAUGUAAAUGUACCACUUUCUUAUUGCAACUCAGACUGUAAUUGUGAUGAAACUCAAUGGGAACCCAUCUGUGGGGACAAUGGAAUAACUUAUGUAUCACCUUGUCUAGCAGGAUGCAAAUCUUCAAAUGUCAGUAAAAAGCCUAUAGUGUUUUAUAACUGUAGUUGUGUGGAAGCAACCAGUUUCCAAAACACAAGUAACUCAGCAAAUUUGGGUGAAUGUCCAAGGGAUGAUCAGUGUGCAAGAAAAUUUUAUAUUUAUUUAGUGGUACAAAUCUUGUCUCUUUUUUCCUCUUCAUUGGGAGGUACCUCAAAUAUCAUGCUGGUUUUUAAAAAUGUUCAACCUGAGCUAAAAUCACUUGCGGUGGGUUUCCAUUCACUAACUAUACGAGCACUAGGAGGAAUUCUGGCUCCUAUAUAUUUUGGAGCUCUGAUUGAUAGAGCAUGUAUAAAGUGGUCCAUCACCAGCUCUGGGAAGCAAGGGUCGUGUAGGAUAUAUAAUUCCACAUUAUAUGGAUUUACCUUCCUGGGCUUAUCUGUGGGUUUAAAAGCCUCAGCAGUUAUUUUAUAUAUUAUAUUUAUUUAUGUUAUGAAGAAAAAGUAUCAAGGAAAAGAAAACAAGACAUCAGAAAAUGGAAAAAAGACCAUGAAAGAAACAAACUUAGAAUCCACAAAUAAGGAUGAAUGUUUUUUACCCUCUGUCAAAGAAGAUAAGGAAACGUAUAUUUAAGGGGAGGAAAAAAUACUCUCUGUUGCCCUAUUUCCAACCAGCAUUGUAUUAAUUCAGCAGAAUUAUUUUUGAGCAGUUCCUGGUCUUUUCACUGACAAUUCUUGUACUCUUUACUUAUGAUGGAGCAAUGAAUUCACCUAUGACUUUAUAGUAAUGAGACAAACUAUAAAUGAAAAGAAAUGGAAGUACCACUCAUUAUUAGAGUCUGGCUAUGUGGUUGUGGUGAAGAUUAAAUAUAUGAACCAUACAAACAUAAAAUGAGAGGUGUGGUUAGUCUGUAAAAGAAGAAAAAGUAUUUGCCUAGGUAAUUGUAACUCAGUAAACCAGUGUCUAGAAAAUAAAUAGAGAUGAAAAAGAAGGAGACAAAUGAAUAGCCUGAAUAAGGAGAAAAACCUAAUACAUUUUGUUUUAACCAGUUGGAACCAUGUUGCCGCAUGCCUGAAAUCUGUGAUUUGCACCAUCCUGACAUCAGUCAUUCCUGUAUUAAGUUGAAUAUUUCACAGAUCUUAUUAACUUAUCAUUUGAAAUUGUUUUUCAAUAGCAACCCCUGAUGUAUCUUUUUCCAACCUCCCAUUAAAAUACUGCCAAAGACAUAGAGAUAAUUGAAAAUUUUGCAAGCUAUGGUUGUCAGACAACAUACUACAAAAUUUGUUAAGUGCCUUACAGAUCCAUGGAAAUGGAUUAAGAAAAACUUGAGAGAUGUUAACUUGAGAAAGAAAACUUGAGAGAUGUUAACUUGAGAAAGAAAAGCCCUUUUGAAAUACGUGUCUGUUUGCUCUCUGGAGGAAGCAGAGUCCAACUAGAUCAUUCACCAGCUUUAUCUCAAUUGCGUGGUUUUAUUCUGUGUUCGUGUAUUUGUUUUUGGAAUACAGAGACAGCUCUCACAACCACACGAGUAGGGCAAGAAGAGUGAAUAAGAACAAAUGUUUAAGUAUUGUAUUUGCUAGUGACAGCAACUUUAGUAUAAUGAAUGCUAGAAAUUGGAGUUUUUAUUCUCAAUAGGUUAGAAGAAAAUAUUUUGCAUCAGUGUCACCUGUGAAAUACUUUUUAAAAAAGAAAUCAAUCAUGCUUCCAUACCAGAGAUUCUGACAAAACAUUUUUGAGGCAGCCUGUAUAUCUCCUUUUGAAAAAAAUCCGUAUGGAACCCUUGAUAAAGAGCUACAGAAAAACAAGCUGCAGGAUAGAAGAUUUUCCUGAGUACAGCAAAGUCACCCAAUGUGAAUGCUUGCUAGAAUCUGGAAACUGGCCUGGAAGUUAAACAUAUUAACAUAUUCUCAGUCUGUAGAUCUGAGAAAGAUUCAUUAAUCACACAAACAGAAAUUUGGAAAAAAUACACACAUGCUAGAUUACUACAUAAUAAGUGUUAUUGGAUCCUUUCUCAUUAAAAAAAAGAAAAUCAUGGAGCUAUUCAUUGAAACACUACAAAAAAAAUGAAGGCAAUAUCUUGAAUACUUAUUUAUUCACCAAUUAUUGAGCAUCAAGUAUCUUUCAGGCAAAUUAAACAGAAUAGUAAACAAAAACAAGGACACUGCCUCAUGGAACUUUAUACUUUAAAGGGAAGAACAAUAACGAAAUUAAAUUAUAAAAUGUUAUAAAAUCAUAAAAAUUAAAAGAAUAAAUUUGUGUUUUUAAAUGUAAUAUGUUCAGUGAAGGAAAGGAACAUUAUAGCAUCUACCUCAUUUUAUACGAUCUACUUCAGAGUGCAAGAAUCCAGAAUAAAUAUUAAUCCUGAAUUCAAUGCCAUUUAUUAAACAGGAACAAAAAUCCUAGAGAAGAAAGGGGAAAAAUUACAUAGUGAUAACAAUAAGAUAAGGAAAGUUUGCAAGGUAACAAAAUAAUGCAGGAAUGUAAUUAAAAUAUGCAUUGGAUACGUUUAAAUGAAAACUGUGGCCAAAAAAAAAAACAAUGAGGAAGUUUCAUUUGAAAUCUGUGCAAAUGGAGAAGAAAAAGAUAAAGAAGAAAACUGUAAAAAAAA
Molecule: messenger RNA, 4259 nt
Organism: Manis javanica (Malayan pangolin)
Lineage: Eukaryota; Metazoa; Chordata; Mammalia; Pholidota; Manidae
Product: solute carrier organic anion transporter family member 1B3-like
Biological process (GO): bile acid and bile salt transport; sodium-independent organic anion transport; transmembrane transport
Cellular component (GO): basolateral plasma membrane
Molecular function (GO): bile acid transmembrane transporter activity; protein binding
Source: RefSeq, a predicted model, not a curated record